AUGACACUACCUGCUUUCGAACCAAAAAUUAUUGUUAACAAUGAUAAAUGUACCAUUGAAGGAAAUACAUUAAAAUCAAAGUAUACUUAUACUAGUAAUUUAGUUACUAAAAAUGACUCUACAAAUUCUUAUAUAGUUGACACUGUAAAGAAAGAUUAUGAAUUUAAUGUUGAUUUGAAUUUACCAAAGCUAGGUAUUAUGUUGGUAGGUUUAGGUGGUAAUAAUGGUACUACUUUGUUGGCGUCGGUUUUGGCAAAUAAAAACAACCUUGAAUUUUAUUCGAAAAAUUUUAAAGGUUUGAAGAAAGCUAACUAUUACGGUUCUGUUACUCAAUCAUCUACAAUUAAGUUAGGUAUUGAUCCUAAGACAAAUGACGAAAUAUAUGUUCCAUUUACUGAUAUUCUUCCUUUAAGUAAUCCAAAUGAUUUUGUUAUUACUGGGUGGGAUAUUAGUGAUUUAAAUUGUUUCGAAGCUAUGCAAAGGGCAUGUGUUUUAGAGCAUGACUUACAAAUGCAAUUAAAGGAUGAAAUGGAAAAAAUCAAACCUCUAAAAUCCAUUUACUAUCCAGACUUCAUUGCUUUGAAUCAAAAUGAAAGAGCCAAUCACUGUUUCAAUAGAAAAUCUGAAGCCGAAGGUAACAAAGAUCCAUUAUCUUUGGAUGGUUUAACAAAGAACAAGUGGUCGCACGUUGAGCAAAUUCGAGAUGAUAUUAGAAACUUCAAGAAAGAGAAUAACUUGGAUAAAGUCAUUGUUUUAUGGACGGCUAACACUGAACGUUACUCUACUAUUGAAGCCGGUGUCAAUGAUAAUGCUGACAACUUAUUAAACGCUAUCAAAAAUGAUCAUAGUGAAGUUUCUCCAUCCACUAUUUUUGCUGUCGCUUCUAUUUUAGAAGGUGUACCUUACAUUAAUGGUUCCCCACAGAAUACAUUUGUGCCAGGUGUGAUUGACUUAGCUGAAAGAGAGCAUUCAUUCAUUGCUGGUGAUGAUUUUAAAUCAGGUCAAACAAAAAUGAAAUCAGUUUUAGCGCAAUUUUUGGUGGAUGCCGGUAUUAAACCGUUAUCCAUUGCUUCUUAUAAUCAUUUGGGUAACAAUGAUGGUUUCAACUUAUCUUCUCCAAUGCAAUUUAAAUCAAAAGAGAUCUCAAAGAGAGGUGUUUGUGACGAUAUGAUUGAAUCCAAUCAAAUCUUAUUUAAUGAUAAAGUUGGUAAGACUAUUGAUCACUGUAUUGUCAUUAAAUAUUUAAAUGCAGUUGGCGAUUCUAAGGUUGCUAUGGAUGAAUAUUACAGUGAAUUGAUGCUAGGUGGCCAUAACAGAAUUUCAAUUCACAACGUGUGUGAAGACUCUUUAUUAGCUACUCCUUUAAUUAUAGAUUUGUUAGUUAUGACAGAAUUUUGUACCAGAGUUACUUAUAAAAAAUUAGGUGAAGGUGCUACUGAUUACGAACAAUUCUAUCCGGUAUUGACCCUAUUGAGUUACUGGUUAAAGGCACCAUUAACUAGACCAGGUUUUAAGCCAAUAAAUGGUUUAAUGAAACAAAGAGCCGCUUUAGAAAACUUUUUAAGAUUAUUAAUUGGCUUACCACCAUUAGAUGAUUUAAGAUUCGAAGAAAGAUUGAUUUAA
This is a messenger RNA of Tetrapisispora phaffii CBS 4417, 1623 nucleotides long. RefSeq names its product inositol-3-phosphate synthase INO1 (gene INO1). Gene Ontology annotation, biological process: inositol biosynthetic process; phospholipid biosynthetic process. Gene Ontology annotation, cellular component: cytoplasm. The transcript has a single exon. Gene Ontology annotation, molecular function: inositol-3-phosphate synthase activity. The coding region runs from base 1 to 1623 and encodes 540 amino acids. The record is from RefSeq and is a predicted model, not a curated record. NCBI's taxonomy places the organism in Eukaryota, Fungi, Ascomycota, Saccharomycetes, Saccharomycetales, Saccharomycetaceae.